AGCAAUCGAAGCGCAGCCUAUGCAAGCUUGAGGAUGUGGGACCAGGCGAUCAAAGACAGCAACGAGUGCGUUCGGUUGCAGCCGAGCUGGGCGAAGGGAUACUGCCGUCAGGGAGUCGCGUGCGAGCACUCGGGCGAAAUGGGUCUAGCGGAGGCAGCCUAUGAGAAAGGCUUGGAGCUUGAUCCCGAAAACGCCCUUCUACAGAUCUCGCUGUUCCGGGUGUGUGUUGGACCCUCAAGAGACACCAAAGUGCAUCCGAAAGGUGUGAAUUGA
This is a messenger RNA of Guillardia theta CCMP2712, 273 nucleotides long. RefSeq lists its product as hypothetical. Gene Ontology annotation, molecular function: Hsp90 protein binding. The annotation marks the transcript as partial. The record is from RefSeq and is a predicted model, not a curated record. NCBI's taxonomy places the organism in Eukaryota, Cryptophyceae, Pyrenomonadales, Geminigeraceae. The transcript has 3 exons.